CAUCGGAAGUGCUUCUUGCGCGACGUCACGCCGACAUCAAUAGUAAACAGAAAGCGCAGCAGCGGGGACGCGAGACGUCCGCGCCGAGGAUGAUCGAGGGUUGCGGCCGUUCCUCCGUGUGCGCGCCUGCUGUCACGAUCCGCCAAGGGAGCUGAACUGCAUCUGAAGUGGACGUAAUGGCGACGGGCGGCGGUACGGCUAAUAACGCCGGGGGAGAAGCGUCCAACCUCUCGCGUUCCACGGGUGGGAGAGGUGCGGCCGCCGCGGUCACAGCCGCGCCGCUUUGUCCCCCGGUAAUGGGCCUGCACCGAGAGCCCAUGUACAACUGGCAGGCCACCAAGAGCUCAGUGAAGGAGCGCUUCGCGUUCCUCUUUAACAACGAGCUGCUGAGCGACGUGAGGUUUGUCGUGGGCAAAGGCCGGCUGGCCCAGCGCAUCCCGGCGCACAAAUUCGUGCUGGCAGCUGGAAGUGCCGUCUUUGACGCCAUGUUCAACGGGGGUAUGGCCACCACGUCUGCGGAGAUCGAGCUUCCAGACGUGGAGCCAGCGGCGUUCCUCGCUUUGCUCAGGUUUCUCUACUCGGAUGAAGCGCACAUCGGUCCGGAAAUGGUGAUGACCACCCUGUACACCGCGAAAAAGUACGCGGUGCCGGCCCUGGAGGCGCACUGCGUGGACUUCCUUACCAAGCACCUGCGCGCGGACAACGCCUUUCUGCUGCUGACACAGGCCAGACUAUUUGAUGAGCCCCAAUUGGCCAGUCUGUGUCUGGACACCAUUGAUAAAAGCACAGCUGAUGCCCUCAAUGCCGACUGCUUCACUGACAUCGACUUGGACACGCUGUGCGCCGUGCUGGAGAGGGACACGCUGGGCAUUCGGGAGAGCCGGCUCUUCGGCGCCGUGGUGCGCUGGGCAGAUGCCGAAUGCCACAGGCAGCAGCUUCCACUAACUCCAGAGAACAAACAGAAAGUUCUGGGGAAAGCAAUGUCGCUCAUACGCUUCCCACUGAUGACUGUGGAGGAGUUUGCGGCAGGGCCUGCCCAGUCUGGAAUAUUGUUUGAUCGGGAGGUGGUAAAUCUGUUUUUACACUUUACAGUAAACCCCAAACCCCGCGUUGACUACAUUGACAGGCCAAGGUGUUGUCUCAGGGGACAGGAACGCAGCAUUUGUAGGUUUCAGCAGGUAGAGAGUCGAUGGGGGUACAGCGGAACCAGUGACAGAAUUAGGUUCAAUGUAAAUAGACGUAUAUCAAUAGUGGGGUUUGGACUUUAUGGUUCUAUUCACGGACCAACGGACUAUCAGGUCAAUAUUCAGAUAAUUGAGACUGACAAAGGCCAGAUGAUUGGGCAGAAUGACACAGGAUUCAGUUGCGAUGGCACAGCAAACACGUUCAGGGUGAUGUUCAGGGAGCCCAUCGAGAUCCUACCCAACGUGAGCUACACUGCUUGUGCUACUCUGAAGGGUCCAGAUUCUCACUAUGGCACAAAGGGGUUAAAGAAGGUGGUUCAGGAAACAUCACCGGGGACCAAGACAACAUUUUUCUUCUUCAGUUCCCCAGGGAAUAAUAAUGGUACAUCAGUGGAGGAUGGGCAAAUACCUGAAAUUAUUUUCUAUACCUAAAGCCCUGGGCUUUGCCGUCCUGAGUGUUAAGAUGGAAUGCUAGUAAUGCGACACGGAAGACGACUGCUCGCCGUUGGAUGUUGCCAAGGAGAUUUGACAUUGACACUACAUCGAUUUUGGAUUUCACAGUGUGUUGGCGUUCACUCCAUGAAUGUGACUUAAGAUGGUGUUCGCCAGAUGCUGAUAGAGCUGCAUUUCAGAAUGCUAUACAUACGACAAACACAAGCAACUGUUAGCUAGUAUGUAAAUAGCAUAAAAGGUUCAGUGAUGUUUGGGGUUCGGUUGUCACUGUACCGGUACUUGUUCUCCCAUCGUUUGGUAUCAGCUGUGUAAUUUACAGCAAUUACGAGAGAGUCCGGCACCUUGUUGAGCGGUCUCUCAUUUUACAUUGAUACCUGGAAUGCAGCCUCCCGAACCAGGCUGCAGUUUACUUUGUAUCUUAUUGCAUAGGCAAAUAUAUGUGCAUCAAGAAAAUUAUAUGUGCACUUAAAUCUUUAAGUUCUAUAUCUUAAUUAACAGAGAAGAAAGCACUCCUAAAUAUACAUACAAUCCCGGUCAGCGUGGCGAGGACCUUCAGAAUAUGUUUAAAUAACACCAUGCACUCCCAAAUGCAUCGACGUUGUAAUACAAAAAGAAACUCAUUCUGGACGCAUUUUUAUUUCCUCCAACUAUUAUAAUUCAUAGGGCCAGUAUUUCGGUCCGAAUCUUAAAGGUGCACUUGCCCGUUGAAGAAAAAAAAUUCUUGUUGUUGAUGCACUGUUCUUUCUAAAAUGAAAAUACAAAUAUAGACGUCGACAAAAUAAGCUCUACAGCUUUUUCAGGAAUUUCGAUUGUUAGAUAUAUGUAUGGAUUAUUUUUAAAACAAAAAUGUUCUUGUUUUA
Messenger RNA from Paramormyrops kingsleyae, 2497 nucleotides. Its product is annotated as BTB/POZ domain-containing protein 1. Gene Ontology annotation, biological process: neurogenesis. Gene Ontology annotation, molecular function: protein binding. Lineage: Eukaryota; Metazoa; Chordata; Actinopteri; Osteoglossiformes; Mormyridae. Gene Ontology annotation, cellular component: cytosol; P-body. The record is from RefSeq and is a predicted model, not a curated record.